Plasmodium coatneyi is the source of this 942-nucleotide messenger RNA. RefSeq names its product Translation initiation factor SUI1. The record is from RefSeq and is a predicted model, not a curated record. The transcript is spliced from 3 exons. Bases 481 to 828 code for a protein of 115 amino acids. NCBI's taxonomy places the organism in Eukaryota, Apicomplexa, Aconoidasida, Haemosporida, Plasmodiidae. Gene Ontology annotation, biological process: translational initiation. Gene Ontology annotation, molecular function: RNA binding; translation initiation factor activity.
AAAAUAAUUUCAUCAUCCAUCAUUCAUCCCUUUUCUUACAAUCAUAUAAAAAAAUAAUCGAACAAAAUACCAGUAAAAAAAUCAGUACCAUUGAAAUAUUUAACCAUAUCGCGUUAAUCCUUACUUUUGCAGAUCCCACUCAUUUUUGCGUUAUGUUUACUUAAAGUAUACCAUCCACCAAACCAUCGUUACAAAUACAAAAAGAACAAACCAUUCUUUUUUGCCUCACAAUUGUAUUACAUAAAGAUAUACCCCAUUUUUGCGCCAUCAAACCGUUAGCUAUAUUUUUAUGCCCGCUGUUUUACUUUCUUAUGCUUUCUCGUUUUAAAUUAUAAAGAAGUACCUUUAUUAAAUAUAACCUUACAUUUAUACUUACGAGUAAAUAAAACAGAGCCGCAUUUGUGAGUUUUGUUUUUUCAUAUCGUUAAAUAUUACAAUUCAAAAAACCCCACCUUCUGUUAAAUCCGUAUAUAAAGCUUGAUGAACCUCGCUAUACAGAAUCUUGGUAUUAAUGACCCCUUCACAAAUGAAAAUAUUGUUGAUGAGGGGAAUGGUAAACCUAGCACGACCAAUUUAAUACAUAUCAGAAAUCAACAAAGAAAUGGUAGAAAGAGCGUUACGACAGUGCAAGGAUUAGGAAAAACGUAUGAUUUGAAAAAAAUUGUCCGAGCGUUAAAAAAAGAAUUCAACUGUAAUGGAACAAUCAUAGAGGACAGUGAACAUGGUUCAAUUAUUCAACUGCAGGGAGACAAGAGAAAUAAUGUCAAAGACUUUUUAAUACGAGAAGGAAUUUGCGCAGGGGACCAUAUACGUAUACAUGGAGCUUAAGUUCUGAGAUCCGUUCGUUUUCUUUUUAUACAUAUUUUUAUGAAGCCAAUAUAUACAUAAUUUAUAUAUACACACAUAUGUGAGAAAAAAAAAAAAAAAAAAAUAGCAAAAUUG